Polyodon spathula (Mississippi paddlefish) is the source of this 1078-nucleotide messenger RNA. Its product is annotated as DNA-binding protein inhibitor ID-2-like. Gene Ontology annotation, cellular component: nucleus; cytoplasm. The coding region runs from base 96 to 512 and encodes 138 amino acids. The record is from RefSeq and is a predicted model, not a curated record. The transcript is spliced from 3 exons. Lineage: Eukaryota; Metazoa; Chordata; Actinopteri; Acipenseriformes; Polyodontidae. Gene Ontology annotation, molecular function: transcription regulator activity; protein dimerization activity. Gene Ontology annotation, biological process: negative regulation of transcription by RNA polymerase II; cell differentiation; circadian regulation of gene expression.
AACGCCAGUCAGUGCUUAGAGCAAUCACAGGCAGAAGCGUUUAGGUACGAAAAGAAUCUACAUUUUAACGCGCUUACUACUAUCGAAUUACAAACAUGAAAGCAAUAAGCCCCGUGAGGUCCUUCAGGAAAAGCAACGCCAGCUUGUCCGAACACAACUUGGGCAUUUCCCGGAGCAAAACCCCCGUGGACGAUCCCCUGAGUCUGCUCUACAACAUGAACGACUGCUACUCAAAGCUGAAGGAGCUUGUGCCCAGCAUCCCGCAGAACAAGAAGGUGAGCAAGAUGGAAAUAUUGCAGCAUGUCAUCGAUUACAUCCUGGACCUGCAGAUCGCCCUGGAUUCCCAUUCCAAUAUCGCCGCCAGCCUCCUUCACCAGCGGGCAGGGCAGACAGCAUCCAGGAGUCCCCUGACAACCCUCAACACAGACAUCGGCAUCUUGUCUUUACAGGCAUCUGAAUUCCCUAAAGAACUAGUAAUGGUGACGGAUGAUCGCAAGACGCUCUUUCGUUAAAUUCACGGUGUUUGGUUUAUGCACAAAAAAUCACACAGGACCUGGGAAGUGACCUUUUUUCCCUGCCUGGAGUUGAUCGACUUAUUUUUUUUUUUUUAAUCAAAAAAGAGACUAUUUAUAAAAAAAGGAUGCUCUCUGUGAUAAGUCAUACACACUCGAACUUUCAUUGUUAUUUAUCAAGAGACUUUUUUGUCCUUUUUUUUUUUUUUUUUUUUUUUUCAAACGGAAGACUUGUUUGUCAUAGUCCCAAGCCUGGGAUAUAAAGAAAGAACGCAAUGAAUCGUCCACAAGAAGACUUUACCUUUUUUUGCAAAGGUGGAGCGUGAACAGAAGUCAACUUGGUUAGUUGCUUUAUAAAGUUUAGUCUUUGUCAGAAGUGUGACGUCUUUGGCACGUCAAGGAUUGGAAGUUGUAUAAUCAAUGUAUAUGACGAGUGAACCAUUGUGAACUCAAAUGGGAGUUUAUCUAAGUUGUAAUGCUGUAAUUAAUUAUGCUGAAACUUUUUAUAAAAGUAAUAUUGUAAAUUGUACCUUUUUUAUACAAAAUAAAUCAAAUGCUUUAUUUGA